Molecule: messenger RNA, 837 nt
Organism: Pseudo-nitzschia multistriata
Lineage: Eukaryota; Bacillariophyta; Bacillariophyceae; Bacillariales; Bacillariaceae
Source: the annotation of a GenBank genome assembly
CGGUACACGAUUGAUUCUUCCACAGUAUUAUGACGAAGACAAGAAAUUAGAAAUGGCCUUUUGGAAGUACAGCACCUUAUCAUACAUCGCACCGUGGGAACAUCGUGCUUGACAAGGAGCGAUACAGUGAGCGGCAACAAGCAUCCCAGCAGGCGACAUAACAUUGCUGCUGGAAAGCGAAAGUUAGAAAACGGAAUUGAAACCGAUAUUCCUCAACCCACCCAUCCAUCCAUCCAUCCAAAAAUGGUGAACAUAAUAGCGCCGUACGAGGAAGAGGAUGAGACCAGCGGCAACAAGCCUUCUGCGUCAUUAUCGGGCACCUCAAAACCAUCCACAUUGCCCGCCGAAUCCAAGCGACGAUCAAAAAAAGAGGCAGUCUUCAACGGACGAACCCAGGGUCCGAAAUUCGGGCUCCUCCAAUGGCAGCGGCUGGUGCGCUCGAGGAAACCGAACACGAACUUCCGGAAGGAUAUUCCAUGGGAGGAGAUUUCCAGGCACAACAAGGUCCACGAUGGAUGGAUGGUUCUAAACGGGAUUGUUUAUGAUAUCGGUCCGUAUCUGCCGUACCACCCUGGUGGCAUCGAGAUUUUUACGAAAACGAACUUAUUGGGAGCAGAUGGGACAAAAGCCUUUGCUAAGCACCAUCCGUGGGUAAGUAUUGAAGGGUUCAUUGGGACGCUGGCAAUCGGAACGGUGGCUGCUGAUAUUCCACCAUCGCUGGAAGAAGACGAAGAAAAUAGCCAUAGCGAUGGUGGGUAAAUAUGCAGUCAACUGGAACGAACAAAGUGGCGGGCAGGUAACGAAGAAGUGAAUAGAGAAUAGAAUGAAUUAACCAUA